AUGCCGCACAUUACACAAGCGAUGCAGAGAAGUGUGGGGAGAAGUGUGGGGGACAAGAUAGGGAACAUUGUGUUUAGUUCUCUGCUUGGAAAGAGAUCGGUCACCGACAGCGUCAGUAAUGUCAAAAACUCAUUUAGCAGUUGGGACAACUGCAUGGCGGCCACCUACUGCAAGUGGCCUGUGAUAGCUGUCAUCAUUGUCGUCUCCCUAAUACUCGUCUCCAUCAUAGCAUGCAUAGUCAGGUGUGCGUGCUGUGGCAUGUCCUGUUGCUGCACCUGUUUCUCAUUCCUGAAAUGCUGCGAUUGCUGUGGUGGAUCUUGUGAUGGGAAGAAGAACAAACCGCAUAAACACCUCGACGACCCUUUUGCUCCUCCGCCCGCGCCUCCACACCAGGGAUACCAACCCCCUGCGCCGAUGAUGGGAGGUGCUCUCCCCGCACGUCCAGAAGCUCCUCAAUACGCGCAGUUUGAAGUUGGGAAGAACGGGUUGUUUGUGGAACCCAAGACUGCAAUAAGUGAAGAUGCAUUGCCUCCUAUGCCGAGUUGGGAUUCUGCUUCGAAGAAACAUGUCGUGGACGAUGAGAAGGAUGGUGUCGAGUUGGGACAUCUGGAUCCUACUACCGGGCAAAGUAUGCCUCUUAUGACGGCCAAUAACAAUCCUCCGAGCCCAAGUCCAUUUGCUUCCCAAUCAGGACAGGCCGUUGGCGGAAAUGGUUAUGCUGGCGUUCCCAAUACAUACUCUCCGCAAAACGGACAAAAUGGUUUCAAUAAUGGAGGGUAUAGAGGAUCUCCUCCGGGGCCGCAAAAUGGACAAAAUGGUUUCAAUAAUGGAGGGUAUAGAGGAUCUCCUCCGGGGCCGCAAAAUGGACAGAAUGGUUUCAACGGUGUUGGAGGAUAUAGAGGAUCUCCUUCUCCGGGACCAGGAAGAGGUGGACGAGGACCGGGAUAUGGACCCCCUCGAGAUAUGAACGGUCAAGGUCGUGGUUAUGGAACAGGCUCACCCCGACCUGAGUACGACGAUGCAUAUUCCGGCGCGGCAGCCGGUGGAAAUGGAUACGAUCGACCACCACCCCAACGGCAAUUCUCGAAUGGCCCUAAUACACGCCCAUUCCCUCCACAACCUUCUAGACAGUACUCUUCUGACUCUUCACAGCCUUUGAACCCUGGACGACAAUUCUCAGAGCAGUCGUACGACGACCAACCCUACAAUAACAAUCCCUCUCCACGCGGUCCAUCCCGAGGCCCGUCAAGAGGUCCUUCUCGUGGUCCUGGUGGCCCACCUCCAAACCGCAUGCAAAGCCCACCAAUUACUAAUGCUGCCGGAUUCGACUUUGGUACAGGUGCACAGCAGCCAUACUCAAGACCUACGCCUCCGCCUCAGCAAAGGCCAAUGCAGAACCAACAGAUGUCAUACGGAUCUUCGUCUGGGAGACAGCCAAUGAGACAAGGGGGCAGAGAAGACUAUGCUCCUCCCACGAGACAAGCAAGCCGAGAUAAUUACAACCCUCCACCACAGCGCCAAUACGAAACAUACGUUGGCUCAACAGCACCACCAUCCUAUGCCAGCAGAAGCCCACCACCGCAAGAGCCCGCGUAUCCAGGCUACAAAGCCUACCAGCCAGCUCCAAUCAACACGAGUGGUUCCGCACCUGCACCAGCUGUGUUGACGCCUGGUGGUGGGAGGGCGGCACAGCAGGGCUGGGAUCCGGUGCGUUGA
This is a messenger RNA of Lachnellula hyalina, 1716 nucleotides long. RefSeq lists its product as uncharacterized. The record is from RefSeq and is a predicted model, not a curated record. Lineage: Eukaryota; Fungi; Ascomycota; Leotiomycetes; Helotiales; Lachnaceae. The coding region runs from base 1 to 1716 and encodes 571 amino acids. The transcript has a single exon. Gene Ontology annotation, cellular component: cellular bud neck; plasma membrane.